Molecule: messenger RNA, 1287 nt
Organism: Cylindrotheca closterium
Lineage: Eukaryota; Bacillariophyta; Bacillariophyceae; Bacillariales; Bacillariaceae
Source: the annotation of a GenBank genome assembly
AUGAGGAACUCUCUUGCAGGAUGGCGCACUCUAAUAUUGAUAGCUCUGAUAAUUGCUUGCAGUCUAAAGACGUCUAGCUGCAAGCCAGUAGCCAGCUUUGGGGUUCCCCGAGCACAAGUAAUCAAUCGAUUUGGCAGAAGUCAAUCUUCAUUCGAGACGCUACGUGGAGGAAGCACUGCUCCCCAGUUUCCGGAUGAAGAGGAUGGCGAAGACGAAGAAGAGGAGGAAGAGGAUGAUGCAAAUGAAAUGGAGGAAGAAAAAGUAGAUUCGAAGACCUCAAUAUCAGCGAAACCAGUGAGAUUGUUGGUUCAAACAAAUUGGGGAAACCCUGUUAUAGAUUUGCAGGUGGAAUUGAAUGCAAAAAGAGAUCGGAAUGUGGCAUCCUUGAAAAAGUCACUUUCACGGUUACUUCCAGGCAGACCUCCCAUAGUUAGCCUUCAGCUGGUUUCAGAGGGUCGGGUGCUAGACGAUGAGAUGCUUGUUGAUGAACUAUUCGACGACGAAGAUGAGGACGAGGACGAAGAGGAAGAGGAAACAAGCAAAACACUUCUAUUGAAUUCUAUUCCACCCGUCGACCCGAAGUUCGCUCUAGAGCUGGUGCCAAAACUGAAGGCCCACAUGGAAGAUGACGAAGACACGUUAACGACAGAAGAGUUGCUUGAUGCAUAUUUCUUGAACCAAGUUGCCAUUGCUCGCAAUGGUCAGCUACUUGACAACCCCGAGGCUGGAUCUUCCACGGCGGUGUUAAAAUUUGAGAUGAAGGAGAAAGCCGAUGCAUUGCAAGAGCAACUAAAGGUUGACGUGCCAGAAGAAGUAUGGCAAAAAAGUCUGGAAUCAGUGCAAAGAAACCGUCAAACGGAAGAAUUCCGAGGACAACGGUAUCGAAGUGGGAAGGGUGGGGCAAGAACAAACUUGAAGAAGAGCAUCCAGCAUAAUCUGAAUAUUGAUUGGGGAGAGACAAUUCGUAACUUUCUUCUGUUCUUGUUUUUUGGAUACUUUGGAGGCAAGGCUACUAUUUCUCGCCGGCUGAUGCUUUUAUGCGCUCCAUUGUGCUUUAUUUUACAGGCUCGACCGGUGAAGAUAUUGGCAAAAGUUCUCUUUUAUAUGUUUCAUAAUCCCCCGGGAAUUGUGUUGAGUCUGUUGCCCGCACCACAACAAACCAUGUUGAGUAUGGAUGAAGACGAGGCAUACGUUGCACUUUAUGGCCAUCGGGAAACGGGGAAGGAAGGAUCAGAGAUGAACGAGUCGGAAGACUCGGACGACGGCAGGGAAGAAAACGAGGAAUAA